AUGCUUCACACCAAACCCCGGACGCUGAACGCCCUUUUUGUACGCGGAGGCACCUCGAAUGGCUUGAUGAUCCACGACAGGGACUUGCCGCCUCGAGACCAAUGGCAGACAGUCCUACCAGCUGCCAUGGGAUCUCCCGACCCCUACGGGCGCCAGCUCAAUGGCAUGGGAUCCGGCAUAUCGUCCACGUCCAAGGUGGUUGUGGUGCACCCGCCUACCCGGGACGACGUUGACGUGGAAUACACAUUUGUGCAGGUGAGGAUCAAGGACGACGGUCUCGACAUGGAGGGAAACUGCGGCAACAUGAGCUCUGCGGUUGGCCCCAUUGCAUGGGAAUGGGGCCUUGGGAAAGAGGAUGCCGUGGAAACAGAUAGUCACGGCCGGACGUGGGCGUCCAUGAGACUGUUGAACCGGAACACCAACAAAGUCAUUGUUGCACGGUUCAGGGUGGAGGGACGAGACUACGUUCCGUCAGGUGAAUACGAGCUCGAUGGUGUCGUUGGAGAGGCCUCGCCCAUCACCAUGAGCUUCAUGGAUCCCGCGGGCGCCAAGACAGGAAAGGCACUGCCUUCGGGAAAUGCCGUGGACGAGUUGCCACUCGAGGAUGGAAGCACGAUUCAGGCCACACUCAUGGACGUCAGCAACCCGGGCGUCUUCGUCAAAGUCGCAGACUUGGGCAUUGACGCGGAUGCGUUGACACCAGAUGCCAUCGAGGGAGAUGUCGCACUCAAGAGGCGGCUAGAGCAGAUUCGUCGCGCCGGUGCCACAGAGAUGGGCCUCGACCCCGAGGUUGAGUCGAUACCAAAAAUUAUCCUCGUCUUCCCUUCCAAAGACCCCUCGGCCGACAUUCGAUGCGCCGCCUUGUCCAUGGGCCAGGCUCACAAGGCGGUGCCGCUGACGCUGGCGCUCUGCCUGGGCGCGGCGUGCCAGACACCAGGUACGAUCCCUGCGAGUCUGCUGAGAGAGAGCGGAAAAGAGGCCGUGACGAUUGCGCACCCGAGUGGGAAACUGGACAUUGGCACUACGAUGAGAGACGGCAGACUCGUCAGUGCUGAGCUCCUGAGGACAGCGAGAAUCAUGAUGAAGGGGGAGGUGCUGUACUAG
Molecule: messenger RNA, 1104 nt
Organism: Emericellopsis cladophorae
Lineage: Eukaryota; Fungi; Ascomycota; Sordariomycetes; Hypocreales; Bionectriaceae
Product: 3-methylitaconate isomerase-like protein
Exons: 1
Coding region: 1-1104 (367 amino acids)
Source: RefSeq, a predicted model, not a curated record